AUGAAGUCUCUGGUCAUCAAGUGCACAUGGCCUUUGCCAUUGCUGUUGUUGCUGCCACUGAAGCUGCAGGGGAACUACUGGGAUGAAAAGGAAUAUGAUCUAGAGCCAGGACUACGUGAAUUCUUUAGGGAAAUUGCGAGUACAGGGCCUACCAAACCACCUACCAGAGAAAGAAUCAUAGAAAUGAUCACUGUUGGCGAACGACCUUUGAAUGAUUUUGAUUACUGCAACGCUGAACUCAGGGCCAAGCAGAUUCACGAUAAGGGGCGCUGCUACCCAGAGCGCUACAUUGUAGAAAUGUCUUACGGAGAGCUGUCAAAAGCCUGUUAUGGUGAACGAGUGCAGUGUAAGAAUGGCGUGAAAUUUUGCAGAAGAAGCAUGCAUCUAACAGACGGAGUGCGGUGUGUUUUAGAAAGUGGAGAGCGGAUGGCAAACUGCUUGUACACAACCAUCCACAUGACCGGUUAUCCAGUCGUCACAUGUCAAUGGGACAAAGAAUCCCAAGAAUUUAUUCCUAACUAUAUACAUAAUAUGUCACUGCCUGAGUAG
Rattus rattus (black rat) is the source of this 549-nucleotide messenger RNA. It is a transcript of the gene Rnase9, whose product is annotated as ribonuclease A family member 9 (inactive). The transcript has a single exon. The record is from RefSeq and is a predicted model, not a curated record. The coding region runs from base 1 to 549 and encodes 182 amino acids. Gene Ontology annotation, molecular function: nucleic acid binding. NCBI's taxonomy places the organism in Eukaryota, Metazoa, Chordata, Mammalia, Rodentia, Muridae.